Messenger RNA from Plodia interpunctella (Indianmeal moth), 1144 nucleotides. It is a transcript of the gene aurB, whose product is annotated as aurora B. Lineage: Eukaryota; Metazoa; Arthropoda; Insecta; Lepidoptera; Pyralidae. Gene Ontology annotation, cellular component: chromosome passenger complex; spindle pole centrosome; spindle microtubule. Bases 130 to 1020 code for a protein of 296 amino acids. Gene Ontology annotation, biological process: regulation of cytokinesis; mitotic spindle organization; protein phosphorylation. The transcript has 6 exons. The record is from RefSeq and is a predicted model, not a curated record. Gene Ontology annotation, molecular function: ATP binding; protein kinase activity.
CUUGUUUGAAUUGAAUGAACAAUUAAAAAUAACGGCAACGGACGGUGGAUUUAUUUAAUUUUACUUUGUUUUUGUCGUUUAUAUUUGUGAUUAAAUCGUACAUAUUGCGUGUGAAUACAAAAAGUUAAUAUGACAAUGAAGAACGAAGUCCUCGAACUUGAAACUAAAAUAAUAAAUCACGAUGCAUAUGGACAAGCAUACAAAUGGUCUCCCAGAGAUUUUGAAUUGGGCUCGGCGUUAGGACAAGGAAAAUUUGGACAUGUUCAUGUUGCAAGAGAAAAGAAGACUGGAUUUUUGGUAGCAAUCAAGACAUUAUUUAAGUCUCAAAUUGUUAAAUCAAGAUGUGAACGACAGGUGAUGAGAGAGAUUGAGAUACAGUCUCAUUUGAAGCAUCCAAAUAUUUUGCGAUUGCUGACAUGGUUCCACGACGAGAGGCGCAUCUACCUGGUGGUAGAGUUUGCAGCAGGUGGGGAGCUCUAUAAACACCUCACCAACUCACCUAAAGGCAGGUUUCCAGAGGCGCGUGCAGCUAAAUACAUAUAUCAGGUAGCAGAUGCAGUGGAGUACUGCCACCAGCACCAUGUGAUGCAUCGGGACAUUAAGCCAGAGAACAUCCUGGUGGCAUUCAGUGGAGAUCUCAAACUUGCAGACUUUGGCUGGUCUGUACAUGCACCUUCAGAAAGACGCAAGACAAUGUGCGGCACUCUGGACUACUUGCCGCCGGAGAUGAUAAAGCGCGAGGUGUACGACGUGUCGGUGGACCAGUGGUGCCUCGGAGUGCUGCUGUACGAGUUCCUCGUAGGGAAGCCUCCGUUCGAGAGUGAGGGACAGGACAAGACUUACAACAGAAUCCUCACUCUGGACAUGGUCUACCCGGAGUAUGUUCCCGAAGGUGCCAAAGAUCUCAUUUCUAAGCUUCUACGACCGGCCAGCAAAGAAAGGCUACCUUUGUCUGAAGUGAAGAAGCAUUACUGGGUCAAACAGUUAUACAACAACGGGCUAGCAAAUGGAGACUCGUAGUGAACCCAACAGUAUCAUGUUAGUAUUAAUUUACCUAUCAUUACUCAAUCGUGCCAGUUAAAUAUUACAUUUCAAUAGGCAUUUAUUUUUGUAACAAGAUUUGUAAAUAUAUAUUUGAAUGACA